Messenger RNA from Paramecium pentaurelia, 1161 nucleotides. The record is from the annotation of a GenBank genome assembly. NCBI's taxonomy places the organism in Eukaryota, Ciliophora, Oligohymenophorea, Peniculida, Parameciidae.
AUGAUAUAAUUAUUUAUCAUCAUAGCACUUGCUUUUUCUAAGCCACUCAAUCCUAAGAAAGUCUUGUAUGCUAUAAAUUGUGGUGCACCUUCAAAUUAUAAAAGUCCUUCAGGAAUUCAAUAUGAUAAGGUAUUGUUACUUUAUAUAUUAUUUCUAAGGAUAUAUAAACAGAUCCUGAAACAGUAGUAGCAGAUUACAGUUUGAAUUCUGAAGUGUCUAGUCAACAAAUCAAAUAUACAAGAGAGCCAGAAAUAUAUUUAACAGAAAGACAUGCAUAUAAAACAUUCUCAUAUCAAAUUCCAUUGUAAAAAGAAGGCACUUAUACUUUAAUUCUUAAAUUUGCAGAAGUAUUUAAUAAUAUAAAUGAAAGAUGUACUUUGAUACAAAAGGAAAAAGAGUUUUCCAUGUUAAAUUUGGACAAUAAAGAGUCAUAGAAAAACUUGAUGUUGUAGCUAAGGUUGGAAAAUUUGCUUCAAAUGAUGAAUAUAUAGAAUUUGAAUAUAUAGCUGGUCAAGUAUUCCAUAAUGUAAAUUUACAUUUAUAUAUAAAAAUAGAAUGUUUUAUGUGUAGAUGCAGUUUAAGAUGGUAAAUUAUAAAUGAAUCUUGAAAAAACAAAAUUUGAUAAUCCAUAUAUUCAUGGAAUAGUUUUGUAUGCAGGUGGAAUCAAUGAAACAGAUUAUGAAGAAUAUUAAUAUAUGAAAGAAAAUUGGGAGAAAGUAAUAAAUGAAGAAAAGAUUAAAGAAGAAGUUGAGAGAUAAAAAAAAUCUGAAGCUAAAGUCAAAAGAAAAGAGAGAGUAAAAAUUAGAAAUGAUCACUUAAAUGAAGUAGAAAAUGAAUUCGAAGUUGAUGAUUAAUAAUAAAAUACUUCUAUUCCAGUAGCUAAAAAAGGUGGUUUAAGAAGCUUAAUUACUAGUCCUAUUGGAACUGCAGGUUUAUUCAUUUCAUUAUUUGUUGGAAUGUCUAUUCUUAAUAAGAUAAUGUCUGCUAUUUCGAAUGUAAUUUUAUACAUUAUAUAAAUUUAGGCUAAAAUAAAAGGAAUUGAAAAGGAUAUUAUUACUGAAUCUAAACCUAAGUAAGAGAAAUAACCAAAAGAAAAGAGUGAUGAAAAAAAGAAUAAACCAAAGGAUACAAAAGAGAAAUCUAAAGCAAAAUAAUAAUGAU